CAUGGCUAGCAUCGAGAACCAAAUGGAGAAUAAGAAGAAGGCAUGCGUCAUUGGUGGAACAGGUUUUGUGGCUUCUUUGCUCAUAAAGCAGUUGCUUCAGAAAGGUUAUGCCGUCAACACCACUGUUAGAAACCCAGAUAAUCUUAAGAAAAUAUCUCACCUAUUGGCACUAAAAAGUCUGGGAGAGUUGAAGAUAUUUAGAGCAGAGUUAACAGUGGAAGAAGAUUUUGAUGCCCCAAUAGCAGGUUGUGAACUAGUCUUCCAACUUGCUACCCCUGUCAACUUUGCUUCUGAAGACCCUGAGAAUGACAUGAUAAAGCCAGCAAUAAAAGGUGUCCUGAAUGUGUUGAAAGCAUGUUCAAAAGCAAAACAAGUUAAAAGAGUAAUCCUGACAUCAUCGGCAGCUGCAGUAACUAUAAACCAACUCAAUGGGACAGGUUUGGUCAUGGAUGAAACCAACUGGACUGAUAUUGAAUUCUUGAACACUGCAAAGCCACCUACUUGGGGAUAUCCAGCAUCCAAAACACUAGCUGAGAAGGCUGCAUGGAAAUUUGCUGAAGAGAAUCACAUUAAUCUCAUCACUCUCAUACCUACCCUCACAGUUGGUCCUUCUCUCACCCCAGAUAUCCCAUCUAGUGUUGGCCUUGCCACAUGCCUUAUAACAGGCAACGAUUUCCUCAUAAAUGGUUUGAAAGGAAUGCAGAUGCUGUCAGGUUCAAUAUCCAUAACUCAUGUGGAGGAUAUUUGCCGGGCACAUAUAUUUGUGGCAGAGAAGGAAUCAGCUUCUGGUAGAUACAUUUGCUGUGGCCACAACACUAGUGUUCCUGAGCUUGCUAAGUUUCUUAACAAACGGUACCCUCAGUAUAAAGUUCCAACUGAAUUCAAUGAUUUCCCCUCCAAAACAAAGUUAAUCGUCUCUUCUGAGAAGCUGAUCAAAGAAGGCUUCAGUUUCAAGUAUGGAGUUGAAGAAAUUUAUGAUCAGACUGUGGAAUACUUAAAGACUAAGGGUGCCCUCAAGAACUAGAUCUUGAUAAAUCCAAUGCCUUCAGCAUGCUUUACGCUUGUUAUGUAAUAACUAGCUAUUUCUUGAAGUCCAGUGUGAUGUAUUAAUUUAAACAAUAACCUAAAUCAAGGAAACAGUAGGCUUAUUACUGUCAAUUUCCUA
Molecule: messenger RNA, 1165 nt
Organism: Arachis stenosperma
Lineage: Eukaryota; Viridiplantae; Streptophyta; Magnoliopsida; Fabales; Fabaceae
Product: anthocyanidin reductase ((2S)-flavan-3-ol-forming)
Exons: 6
Coding region: 2-1024 (340 amino acids)
Molecular function (GO): oxidoreductase activity, acting on the CH-OH group of donors, NAD or NADP as acceptor; anthocyanidin reductase activity
Source: RefSeq, a predicted model, not a curated record